Molecule: messenger RNA, 721 nt
Organism: Opisthorchis viverrini
Lineage: Eukaryota; Metazoa; Platyhelminthes; Trematoda; Opisthorchiida; Opisthorchiidae
Exons: 6
Coding region: 56-631 (191 amino acids)
Source: RefSeq, a predicted model, not a curated record
UACGUUUUUCCUACUGGUUUUAUUGGCAGUAUCAGGCGGAGCAAAACUGUUUCAGAUGACCAGGUUUAAUUCUCUAUCUGUAACGGUUACGCAAAGGAUGGCUGACGCAGAUAAGUACGACGAACAACCCCUUUGUGCCCAACUUAUCACAAAGAACAUUGACGUUUGGGCUAUUGGAGCAAUGCUGGGCAAGUGCUCUUUGCACCAGAAAAACAAUGGGCACCCGAUUUACGACGUUCGUCUGAAUUCGAAGGUAAUUCCCGAGGGUUACCAAGGGAAGGCAAACCUUUUCGGAUGGUACGUAAACACACAAGUUCUGCCCGAUGGAAACUGUGACACCACAAUAGAUGUACCCGGUCGUCCGCACUUGUCUAAUAAAGCUUUGGUAUUCCUCACAGGACCAGAAGACAAUAAUAUUUGUCAUAAGCUUCGGGAGGCGACUUUGGGAGGUGUCCGUAUUGUGAACUGUUACCAGAUCAAAACUGAGAUUGUUGAAGUUCAAAAGCUGGGAACCUAUCAUAUAGAAACCGAGAAGGGAGUGGACUAUAGCACUGUACAACUCUUAGCCGAGAAGGCCAACGAGGGACAAACCGGUUGCGCAUACAAUGCCUUUCCCGCCGCUAAACUAUAAUUUCUGUCCAUUUUUUUCAUUUUGUUCGGUAGUGACUGUGAUAUUGAUCCAAACAAAUUGUUUGAAUAAAGCGGACCUUUGCUUGUGACC